AUGACCAAACUCACGCUCACCGUAGCGCUCGUUUCGGCUUUGCUCGCCAGCGGCGCCUCUGCUCAGCAGCCUACCGGCACCGGAAACGGCCCUGAUCCUCGUGCCACCACCGACUUGAAUCGCAAUCAGCCCACCAAGUCGUGGACGCAAUGGCAGCCCAAGGCUACGUACGCCUUCUCGCAACUUCCCGAUCAGUACAUGGGAGCCAACCGCAUCGAGUCCGGCGAGGGUGGGCAGCCCGGUGGAGAGCCUCAGUCGGGUUACAACACGUGUGCGCGCAACACAUGGAACCAGGACUCCAAGUGCCAGACGGCGUGGAUCAACUCGCUCGAGGACUUCUGUCUCUGGGCUCCUGCCGAGUAUGGUACCGUUGGUGAGAAGGAGCGAUCAGGUGUCGCCUACUGUACUACCGACCGACACGGCACUCGUCUGAUUCCUGACGGCACCAUCCAGGGUGCUCACUUUGUCAGGACCAGGGAUUACGUUCAGGUGACCGGUGUGGGUGACUUUACCAGCAUCUUGAUCCCUGACGGUGACGAUGGAGGAGAAUUCGACCCUCACGGUGCUGAUGACUUGGGCAACCCGAUCGGUGGUAUUGUCUACACCACGGCGAACCCGGCCUCGAACGGCGAGCCAUUCUUUGUUAGCGAGUGGACCAACUUUAUGUCGUACAACCAGUUCUGCUUGCGUGCCUGUUGGGGUGAGCGCGCUGCUGCCCAGUGCGAGCACAUCUACGAUGUCAUGGGCUGCCGAUGGAACAUCCCUGCCAACUACGAACCGGGUGUUUUCGAGACAUGCGAUGGUGACAUUGGCCAGCUGCAGGGUAUCUACAGCGGCUCAACCUUCCGCCAGGGUGACCCGGUUACGCCUCCAGCUCACCCCGCUCCUUCGAGCAGUCAGUGCUCCUCGGUGAGCACCAUCGGUCACGGUCUUCUCGCCCGAUCCGCUUCGGCAAGCACCUCUUCGGUCGAGACCUCAUCGUCGUCAGCCGCCUCGAGCGCUGCUACUGACUCUUCGGCCUCGACUAACAGCGCCUCGUCCAUGACCAGGGUCACCAACAGUGCUGUUUCCACAAACGUAGGCUCCGGCACCGGCUCAGGCUCGGGUUCGGGCUCGGGUUCGGGCUCGGGCUCGGGCUCGGGCUCGAGCAGCGGCAGCUCGAGCUCCGGAAGCUCCUCCAACACGCAGGGUGCUGCUUCGAGUGCCUCGAGCCUCACCAUCUCGGUUGGCCUUGCUGGUCUCGUCGCUAUCGGCGCUGCGGCGUUUGCUCUCUAA
This is a messenger RNA of Mycosarcoma maydis (corn smut), 1275 nucleotides long. RefSeq lists its product as uncharacterized. Bases 1 to 1275 code for a protein of 424 amino acids. Lineage: Eukaryota; Fungi; Basidiomycota; Ustilaginomycetes; Ustilaginales. The record is from RefSeq and is a predicted model, not a curated record. The transcript has a single exon.